UGGCAACGCUGUGCAACGCACGCCGGCUGACUCAAGGUGUCGUUGUACCACGGUGAUCGUCAGAUUUUCGUUUCUUGCAUGCUGUUAUAACGAAUUUCCUAGCUAAAUUACAAAAAUGUCGUUUGAUCAUGACUCUGGGAAUCAAGUGGUGGACAAGGAAAUGCAGACAUUCCUCGCCAUUGAGCAGCAGAAGGCUCAGUUUCAAGCACAGGUUCAUCGGUUGAACGAGAUAUGUUGGGACAAGUGCAUUGACAAGCCAAGUUCGAAGCUCGACGGACGGACCGAGACUUGUCUGACCAACUGUGUCGACCGCUUCAUCGACACGUCACUGGCAAUCACAAACCGGUUUGCGCAGCUUCUACAACGUUCCGCGGAACACACGUGACUUGCGUCGCUUGCUAGGAACCGCUGUUACGAAGGUUCAUCCCAGUCAACACAACAUCACGUUGUUAAUCCAUCGCUCUAGUAGUACUACAACCUCAUUAUCUGUUAACCGAUUGUUGGGGAAGUUACAUCGACAUAAUAUAAACGAAAACGCAGUUGGAAUAAAUGUACAUUGCUGGA
Molecule: messenger RNA, 564 nt
Organism: Ornithodoros turicata
Lineage: Eukaryota; Metazoa; Arthropoda; Arachnida; Ixodida; Argasidae
Gene: Tim8
Product: mitochondrial import inner membrane translocase subunit Tim8-like
Exons: 2
Coding region: 116-385 (89 amino acids)
Source: RefSeq, a predicted model, not a curated record